AUGGCCGAAACAGAGCACGACUACGACAGCGCAUCAAGCAAUGACAUCGCAGCUCACCGCAGCGUUAGCGGUGCCCACGCCGCGCUAGAAAAGCAAAGUACCGCCGCAUCGGGGCUAUCGGUGUUCGAGCAGCGCGCGCAAUCAGUAGUAUCGCGCAUUCGGAGUCGAGACCCGGGACAAACGGCCAAAUUUAGUCAUCCGCUUACGCAUACGAAGACGAGCCCCGAUGUUAUUGUUGAUUUUGAAGGGCCGGAUGAUCCGUAUAGACCUCUUAAUUGGAGUUUUAGGAAGAAGGCUAUUACGACUGUUUUGUAUGGGCUGACCACUAUGGGGUCGACGUGGGCGAGUUCGGUAUAUUCAACCGGCCAGACACAGAUUAGCGAGGAGUUCGGCGUUUCAACCGAGGUCGCUACGCUCGGCACCUCAUUACUACUAUUCGGGCUGGGAUUGGGUCCAUUGAUCUGGGCUCCUUUGUCGGAGCUUUAUGGACGCAAGACUGCCGUACUCCCACCGUAUUUCCUGGCUGCCAUUUUCUCCUUCGCAACUGCCACUGCGAAGGACCUACAGACUGUCAUGAUCACCCGGUUCUUCACGGGAUUCUUUGGCUCGGCACCAGUCACAAACACUGGUGGAGUCCUGAGUGAUAUCUGGACUCCCGAGCAGCGGGGAGCUGCUAUUGUCGGCUAUGCUAUGGCUGUGGUAGGCGGACCUGUUCUGGGCCCUAUUGCCGGUGGUGCAAUCUGUCAAAGUAAUCUAGGCUGGCGGUGGACCGAAUACAUCACUGGUAUUAUGAUGAUGUUCUUCUUAAUCAUGGAUCUCCUCUUCGUAGACGAGAGCUAUCCCCCAGUUCUACUAGUCUACAAAGCGCAACGACUCCGAUUCGAGAGCGGCAACUGGGCACUGCAUGCCCGACACGAGGAAUGGGACGUCACCCUCAAAGAAAUCGGAAACAAGUACCUAGUCCGACCAUUCCAGCUUCUCACAACACCAAUCUGUUUCCUGGUAGCACUCUACGCCUCCUUCGUCUACGGCAUUCUCUACCUCAGUCUCGCCGCCUUCCCAAUCGUCUUCCAAGAAGUCCGAGGUUGGAACCAAGUCGUUGGCGCCCUCCCCUUCCUAGCAUACCUAGUCGGUAUCCUACUAGGCGCGUGCAUCAACCUCGCCAACCAAAGCUUCUACAUCAAGCGCUUCAAAGCAAACAACAACCGCCCCGUUCCGGAAGCCCGUCUCCCGCCUAUGAUGAUCGGCUCUGUGCUGUUCGCCGGGGGAAUGUUCGUCUUUGGCUGGACAAGCCCCAAAAACAUUCAUUGGAUCGCGCCAAAUAUCGGUGCUGUGAUGAUGGGAUUCGGAUUCUUCACAAUUUUCCAGGCCGCGCUGAACUAUCUCAUCGAUACGUUCCAAAGAUACUCUGCUAGUGCGAUUGCGGCAAAUACAUUCCUCCGGUCGAUUUUUGCCGGCUGCUUCCCGCUCUUCACAACUGCCAUGUUUCAUAAUCUGGGAGUUCCCUGGGCGGCUAGUAUCUUGGGAUUCAUUUCUGUAGCGCUCAUCCCGAUUCCUUACUUGUUUUACAGGUAUGGAAAGAAGAUUCGAGCACGCGGGACGUGGUCGAAAGAGUCGGUUUGA
Messenger RNA from Penicillium soppii, 1623 nucleotides. RefSeq names its product MFS transporter. The record is from RefSeq and is a predicted model, not a curated record. Bases 1 to 1623 code for a protein of 540 amino acids. NCBI's taxonomy places the organism in Eukaryota, Fungi, Ascomycota, Eurotiomycetes, Eurotiales, Aspergillaceae. Gene Ontology annotation, molecular function: transmembrane transporter activity. Gene Ontology annotation, biological process: transmembrane transport. The transcript is spliced from 4 exons.